AUGUGUAUAACCACAGCGUCGCUACUGAACACAACCAAACCAGGAGGACUUUUUGAGGACAUGUUGUCAAUGAGUAAAGUGAUUAUAGGAGAUGAAGCGUCGCAGAUACCAGAACCCGCACUCGUCGCUAUGUUAGGACGAUUCCCUUUAGCUAAGCACAUCUAUAUUGGAGACGUGAAUCAACUAGAACCCCACGUCCGUUGCCCCCGGUCUUCGCGAGCCGCGCGAUUGGGCGCCAAAGGCAUCAUGGAGUUAUUAAUGGCGAAGGAGACCCCGCUGGUUCAACUCGUCACCACAUAUAGAGCUCAUCCCGCACUUAACGCAUUACCGAACAGGCUCGUAUACGACGGAGACCUCGUUAGCGGCACCCCAGCACGGCGGCGACAGAUGCUCACGAGCCACGCCAAGUUACCGAACCCCGAAUUACCACUAGUGGUCAUCGACGUUCCGGGCAGAUCGAGGUUAUCGCCAUCGCAGUCCCAUUCCAACGAACAGGAAGCGCAGUGCUGCAAGGAGUUAAUUCGCGGAUUGAUUGCUAAGGACAUACCAGCCGCGUCGAUCGGAGUGAUCACCUUCUAUAAGGACCAACAACGUCUUAUGGAAGAAGCAGCAGCGAAACUGGGCGUACACCUUUUCACGGUCGACUCCGUACAAGGGAGAGAAAUGGAUAUCGUAGUAAUACUGACGACUCGCACGACGGUCGACCGUUCCUCAGGAGAAUUCAUAGACGACCUAAAAAGGCUAAACGUCGCUAUCACACGUUGUCGACACGGCCUUUUUAUUCUAGCCAAUGUCGGCGCACUUCAUGACCUACACAACUGGGGCACGUUGAUCCACUGGGCUUACGAACAUCGCACGGUCAUCACCGAAUCCCAGCUUCCAGACAUCUUCGCAUAA
Messenger RNA from Haemonchus placei, 897 nucleotides. NCBI's taxonomy places the organism in Eukaryota, Metazoa, Nematoda, Chromadorea, Rhabditida, Trichostrongylidae. The record is from the annotation of a GenBank genome assembly.